Durusdinium trenchii is the source of this 477-nucleotide messenger RNA. The record is from the annotation of a GenBank genome assembly. NCBI's taxonomy places the organism in Eukaryota, Dinophyceae, Suessiales, Symbiodiniaceae.
GCAAAGGUGACCGAGCUGUCAGCGGACAAUGAUGCUUUCUUGAUUCAAGCGCGUGAGAUCCUUCAGAAGUUCCAAGAGCGGGAGAUUAAUCGCAAAAAGGGUAACUUUUCCCAAGUGGAGGUGGUGGAUGAUGAGUCAAAAAGGUCACCGGCACCAAAAAGUGAUCCACCACCAAAGCUGCCUGUGCGUGGUAGUGCUGCAGCUAUAGUGAAGCAGAAACUGCAAAAGCCUCCUGAUCCACGAUCUGUUGUCAAGCCGAAGGCGAUGCCCCAACAACCGCCUGCACAGAAGGGGAAGGCCCGUGCCACUCCUGCUGAUGCAGUGCCACCGCCAGAUGCAGCUGUCAGUGGCCUGAAGCGCAAGAAUCAGCGUGAGCCCUCAGUGUACGAUCUGUUGGAGUUCUUUGCUGGAUGUGGAGCGCUCACGGAUGAAGCUCGAUGCAGCGGCUACCGCACGGCCAGUGUGGACAUCAAGUAU